Molecule: messenger RNA, 2498 nt
Organism: Tarenaya hassleriana
Lineage: Eukaryota; Viridiplantae; Streptophyta; Magnoliopsida; Brassicales; Cleomaceae
Product: cleavage stimulating factor 64-like
Exons: 9
Coding region: 1400-2173 (257 amino acids)
Biological process (GO): mRNA 3'-end processing
Source: RefSeq, a predicted model, not a curated record
AAUUGCAAAACUGGGAAUCAAUAUAUACACACAGAUAUGGAAAUAGGAGAGAAGGAAAAUCUACACACAUAUGGAAGAUUGAAGCGCGAUCGCGAGUCAGAGGUAAUAUAGAAAUAGGGCAAAUCUAACUGACAGGAAGAUCUCUCUGCGAGAAUCUCAAGCAGUCGGGAGUGGGGAUUUGUAUUCAAUCCAAUCAAGCCCGAGGAACAAUUGUGAUGGAACGGCAUUUCACCUCCUUCAGCUUUUUGUUGAUUCAUGGUCUCUUCUUCCCAACGUCGCCGCGUCUUUGUUGGGAACAUACCCUACGAUGCUACAGAGGAACAACUCAGAGAAAUUUGCAGGGAGGUUGGACCUGUUGUUUCGUUCAGAUUAGUUAUCGAUAGAGAAACCGGGAAACCUAAAGGGUACGGGUUCUGCGAGUACAAGGACGAAGAGACUGCAUUGAGUGCUCGUCGUAAUCUUCAGGGUUAUGGGAUCAAUGGUCGUCAACUCAGAGUUGAUUUUGCGGAGAAUGACAAAGGAGCUGACAGAAAUCGUGAACAGGGUCAUGGAGGGUCUGGAUUACCCACUACUGCUGGUUGUAGUUUUUCACACACUAAAUUAUUAAUGAUCUCAAUUACCUUUGGACAAACAAUAAUUACUGCUGCUCUUUGCAUGCCUUCCUUUUUUGGUUCUGGCAUGACAGAGCCUCAAAAGCAAAUUGGAGGGCCUGCAGUACCCGGGGAUUCUAAUAUCCACCAGCCAAUUGACCUCCACCUUGCUGUAUCAGCUGCGUCUGUAAUGGCAGGUGCUCUAGGUGGUCCUCAAGUUGGCUUGCAGUCUAGUCAAAAUACUCUGCAGGUUCCAGCUAGUGAUCCCCUCACUCUUCAUCUCGCCAAGAUGUCUAGGAGUCAGCUCGCUGAAAUUAUAUCUUCCCUUAAGUUAAUGGCUUACAGAGAAUAAGGAACAAGCUCGACGGCUGUUGCUUGCAAGGCCUCAGUUGUUAAAAGCUGUUUUCCAGGUUCUCCCCGUUUCACUUAUAUUGCAAAAUCUUUUGGCGUUCAUGAUUUUACUGUUUUAUCAGAGCUAGGAAGGAAUUGGUUGUUCCAUUUGCUUUUCUUUACAAAUGGGUGUUCUCAGCAGGCUGCUAUAGUUAUACGCUUGGAAUACUUUCACUUCGUAUCUGAAUUUCUGCAGCUGUUAGUUUUGGCUUUUCCCAUUUUCAUAAAUGUCACUAACUCCGGUAUCUAUGGCUCUUCCUGUAUGUUUUACGGUCUCCUUUUGACAAAAUUUCUCUUAGUAUGAUAUGAUUCUUGCACUACCUCUAGAAAAAAGCCUUCUGAACUUUUAGUCAGUUCCUGUUGCAGGCACAGAUAAUGCUUGGUACUGUGAGUCCCCAAGUGGUUCGUUUCAUUUACAGAUGCCGAAUAUUGUCCAGGCUCCGGAGCGUUUGGCAGGGUCUUUGGUUCAAGAGACACAAACAUCUGAUCAAGUGGCCGUUCAAAACCUCCUGGGUUUAAAUCCACUUGCACAAAGGUUACAGCCUUUGAAUCACCCUCCCGAUAGUCAGUUUUUUCUACCACAACAAUCUUCUAAACAACCCUUCCUUCAGAUUCCCCAACAUGGCACUCUGCUGCAACCAGCACAGCUGGGCCUUUUUGGAGAUCAGGUUCUUUCUUUGGCGAACCCUCCUGUGAGAUCCCAAAUUCAAGUGGCCAGUUCUUCUUUAAAUGAACCCGCUCCCUUCCAACGCCAAGCGGCUUCCGCUUCCACUAGCUUAGCUUAUAGUAAUCUGAUAGUUCUCCCGAAUAAUGCUACCCAAUCAUCUCUAUUACCUCGUCUGCCCUUGUCAAAUCCGUUGUCGCUGCAAGGGGAGCAAGCGGUAUCGUCUGGUUUUGGAAGCCAAACAAACAAUGACGGUUCUGCAGAAUUGAUAGGCAGAGCUUCAAAAAUGAUCAAAAUGGAAGAUGCCUCUAGUAAUGUGCUUGCCAAUCGAGUUUCAAGAAUAGAGCAAAUGCUACAUGGGGAGAAACAGGUGCCUCAGCCUCAGGCUUAUCUCUUUGGAGAUGAUCAGUCGGCAUUGCUUCAGCAAGUGAUGAACUUGACGCCAGGGCAGGUGAGUUUGCUUACACCGGAGCAGCGACAAGAGGUCAUGCAGCUGAAACAAGUCUUUGACCCAAAGUCUCAGCGCUAACCAGCCACUGAGACUCUCAAUUGAUUCACAGCUCUGAGGAGCUUUCCAGGUGAAUGGUAAAGUGAUUGUACAAUUAGUGUAACCAUUGAUCUGUUUGUAAACACAAGAAAAAGAGAACAGAUUUUAGAUCUACCAUACCACUGGUGUGGUGUCUCUCUGGAUAAACUGAAACAGUUGCAGUACCAUACCACUGCUCCAUAGAAGUUGUCCUGUUGACACUGCUUACCGCUUUUGUUUUUGAGCAUUGGCCUCAGGCUACUUCAGCGGAAAUUGUUUAUUGCGAUUUCAGUACUCACUAAUAAUAAGCACAUUAUUUUCUCCAAUA